Cataglyphis hispanica is the source of this 2256-nucleotide messenger RNA. RefSeq lists its product as uncharacterized. The record is from RefSeq and is a predicted model, not a curated record. Gene Ontology annotation, molecular function: protein binding; DNA binding. The transcript has 8 exons. Lineage: Eukaryota; Metazoa; Arthropoda; Insecta; Hymenoptera; Formicidae. The coding region runs from base 253 to 2019 and encodes 588 amino acids.
AAUAUAAUGCACCUUUUAAGGUUUUAGACAAGAGGGGUAAUUUCAGAAUAAGAAGCGACAGAGAGUGUCGAAGACUUCUGUAGUAUACAUGAAACAAGCAUUUGUGCUCAGUCACUCAUCAGACACAUAGGAACAGAAUCAAAAUAAAUAAGUGUGCUUUUAAAAGCAGGAAAUUAUUAUUAAUACAUCACUUUGUUGUAAACAUAUCUUAAAUAACAUUAUUCUUUUGUGUUUUAUUGAAUUUUUUUGAUAAUGGCUACGAUAAUGUGCUUACCUGAAGAGGUGAUUACCAUCAUUCUCGGGUACAACGAUAUCACCGUUGAAGACAUUAUCAAUUUUAGAUGUGUGUGCAAGCAAUUCCAGUGGGUAGGCAAAUUUGAGAAAUAUAAGGAAAAAAAGUUUCUUCAGAGAUGGCCUUCUGCGAAGAAAUCUUUUGACAAGUACUGUAAAGAAAAUGAGCAGAGAAAAUCUAAAGGAAAUGAGCAGGAAAUGUCUAAAGAGAAUGAACAAAAAAAUAAAAAAGACUUUAUUAAAAUAGGAUUAUUUUAUGCAAGAGAAUUACAGAAUUAUGUAUCUAAAAUAGUUAACUCACAUUACGGUAUGAAUAAAACAAUCGAUAAUUUAAUAAAAUUUGAUUACAUAUUUAAUGAAAAUCCAUAUUUAAUAAAUGACAUUGUUGAUAUAGUCUAUCAGCAUAAAAGUUUUAUUAAAUAUUCUUUCUUCAUUGAUGAGAUUAAGAACUUGCUUACACAAUCUCCACGAAUAACUGGUUGUGAUCUAACCAAAAGAUAUUGCAAUAUAAAAUUAUUUUACUUUAUGAGGCAAUGUUUCGUAAAAAAGAAGUUGAUUAGAUACAUAUCUCAACCUUAUGAAACUCAUCUUUUGGAACGGACUGCUACUUUGGUAGCACAACUGUUUCAACCUGAAAAAGAUAUCUUUUAUUCAAACAUAAAAAAGUCGCUAGAUGACAUCAAAUUAGACGUAUUGCGUUGUCUCAGGAUAAAACAUCCCAACCAUUCGAUAUUCUCGACAUCCCCUAAAAUUCUUUCAUAUUGGGAAAAUUGCAAUAUUAUUAAUAAUUAUUGGAACGAAGCAGAAAGAAUACAAAUUAUGGACAUACUCAAGGAAUACAUAUUUAGCAAAUUUCAACUAAGGAGAUGGAAAAUGUCUUCCAACGCAAAGUUGGAAAACAUGUGUAUAGAUAAUGUAUUAAAAAAUAAAUGUGGUCAUGAAUUAAUUUUAUUAAUAAUUUAUCACAGUGUGGCCAGAAAACUUGGUCUACGUUGUGAUGUAAUACGUCUGGGUUAUUAUUUUUCUCACUUCUUUAUUCUUUGGAAACCAAACUAUAUCACGUCUAGUAUAAAAAAUAUGAGAUGUUUUAACAUAAGUUCUAAGGAAAUUUGUCCUUUUUAUCAUGGUAUCAAAUAUCGUGAUGAAGAACCUACAUCGAUACAAUCAAAUUUUGUAUACAUCGAUGAAUUAAGAACUGGACAGUUUUGGAAACAAUUAUUAUGGUUAGAUUUUGGGUUUAUGCUAGAUGGAUCGAUUCAUUUGAUUGAAAACAACAAGACAAAUGCGUUAAAACUUAGCGUUGAAAAAACAAAGCUAUAUACAAGACCAGAAGACGUAAAAUUUGCAGUUGGUAUGAUAGUGGUACAUCAACCUGCAAAUUGUGCCGGCGUGAUAGUAGGAUGGCAUCAACAUCUUGAUAGACAUCGUGUUACGAUCUCAAUAAAGUGUCUGCCCGGUCCUUCUUGUAUGCACAUGUGUGAAUUGACUCACUAUCGUAAUACUGAUUUUAUAAAGAAACAAACAAAUUACAUAAUUCUUACCGAAAAUAAUAAAAUGUGUUACGUAGAAGAAGAUACUAUAACUUUAACAGCGCCGAGAUGGAUCGACAAUAGCGAAAUAGGUCGUUAUUUUUGUAAAUUCGAGGGCACGCAUUACGUACCAAAUAAAAUGCUGGCGAGACUUUACCCGCAGGACGCCGCUAUAACUGCAACAUUGAAAUAUAACUGAAACGUUGCAAUACUAUUGAUGCAUCUUCGAGAACUAAAUAUUUUUCUUUAUUUUUUUAUCGUCUGUUUUCUUAUCCUUCAAUUUUUAUGCUUUAAUGAUAUACUUUUUUAGAUUUCUUUUUAUAAUUUUUUAUGAUGUAGUUCUUAAUUUGUGACAUUUUUCAUUAACAUUAUAAAAAACUUUUGAUAAAUUGAAUUGAUUUACACAGACGUAGUAAUAUUAUUGAAUUAUUUUAUA